CAGCAAUGCUGAGUGACAAUAACUCUGCGAAGCAGAAAAGUGAUUGUUCACCUCCUGUGCAAUGGUGUAAGGUGGCUGUACAUGAAGAUGAGAAGACCAACCUGGUUUUUAAAAGGUACUCACAAAAUUUUUGCAUUGUUUGUGAUUGGAGGGUGCUUCCUUUAUAUCCUCAUAUUACGUAUGGGCCCUGAAGAAUGUGACAGAACAAAAAUGCCAUAUGUGGACUCCGAUCGUGCAAAGAAAGCACAACAGUAUGCCAAGGCUGCAUUGCAGGAACAGUGCCGACCUUCUUAUGUGAAGAAAGAAAUGAGGAAGUUAUUUGCAGAGAAAUAUAGCAUGGACAUAUCUCCCUUUGUAAGAAAAAAUAUAAAUGAAGAUGAAGCUUUAUUUAAAUACGAACCUCCUUUUGGAUUUCGUAAGUUCUUCGAUAAGCUUAAAAAUCUCCUUGAACUCUUACCUGAGCAUGAUUUACCGGAAGAUUUGAAGUCAAAACACUGUAAGCGUUGUGUUGUUGUUGGUAGUGGUGGAAUUCUUCGUGAAUCAAAGCUGGGUCACUUUUUGAAUCAGUUUGAUAUUGUUAUAAGGUUAAAUGAUGCACCAGUUCAAGGAUACACAGAUCAUGUUGGUGAAAAAACUACUAUACGGAUGACUUACCCAGAAGGCGCCCCCCUUUCUGAACAUGAGUAUCCUCCUGCUAGCUUGUUUGUGGCAGUUUUGUUUAAAAGUGUUGAUUUCAGUUGGCUUCAAGCAAUGGUAAAAAACGAAAGCUUGCCUUGGUGGGUGCGACUCUUCUUUUGGAAGAAGGUUGCUGAGAAAAUUCCUCUUACAUCGAAACAGUUUCGGAUUCUGAAUCCAGUCAUCGUUAAAGAGACAGCUUUGGACAUUUUACAGUUCCCUGAACCUAGAUCAAAAUUCUGGGGUUGGGAUAAGAAUGUACCUACAAUUGGGGUCACAGCAGUUGUUCUGGCCACACAUUUAUGUGAUGAAGUGAGCUUAGCAGGAUUUGGAUAUGACCUCGAUCAGCCCAGCACACCUUUGCACUAUUACAACAACCUCUGCAUGGCUGCCAUGAACGGACAAACGAUGCACAAUGUGACAAGUGAAACAAAAUUCUUGCAAAAACUGAUCAAAGAAAAAGUUGUCAAAGACCUCACUGGCGGGAUACAUUGUGAAUUCUGUGGCAAAGACAGCUAGUGAUUGAAGUGCGGCAUUGUUUGGAUUUGUUAAAUUUCCAGAGGUUCAGCUGAAACAACUUU
This is a messenger RNA of Tauraco erythrolophus (red-crested turaco), 1256 nucleotides long. RefSeq names its product ST3 beta-galactoside alpha-2,3-sialyltransferase 5 (gene ST3GAL5). Gene Ontology annotation, molecular function: lactosylceramide alpha-2,3-sialyltransferase activity. The record is from RefSeq and is a predicted model, not a curated record. NCBI's taxonomy places the organism in Eukaryota, Metazoa, Chordata, Aves, Musophagiformes, Musophagidae.